This is a messenger RNA of Physella acuta, 841 nucleotides long. RefSeq lists its product as uncharacterized. Gene Ontology annotation, biological process: translation. Gene Ontology annotation, molecular function: structural constituent of ribosome. Gene Ontology annotation, cellular component: mitochondrion; large ribosomal subunit. The record is from RefSeq and is a predicted model, not a curated record. NCBI's taxonomy places the organism in Eukaryota, Metazoa, Mollusca, Gastropoda, Physidae.
UUCUAGAUCUAGAAAUCUAGAUCUAGAUCUAUAUUUUUAUCUGCCCAAAGAUGCAGUGAGUAAUCGAAAAGUUUGGGUUAAAAUGGCGUUGUCCUUCCAAAUUAAAAAGCUUAUUCCAUUAUUGUCUGGGUUAAAACUACACAAUGUUGAAAGUGUUAGGUUCAAAUCCUCUCGAGGGCUUAUACUCAAACGUAGAAGACCACUGAGAAAAUGGUUUGAUCCUGCAGAUAAGUCUUGGGCAGAACCAAUAUUCAAAUACAACAAAGAAAAGGCUGCGCUUCCUGAUCCAGAACCAUCAGUGCUACAUAUGGUUUAUCGUAUUAAGGACCAUUAUACCAGACCAUACUGGGAAAAAGAUAUUUUAAAAGAAUUUGGACUCUUUGAAAAGAGUUACAAUCCAGUUGUCAUAAAAAAUACACCAGAGAUAAAUGAAAAAUUGAAAGUCAUUCAACAUUUAGUGCAUAUUAAACCUGUUACGUUCCCCUACGGCUUACCUAAGGAUGAGAGUGACUAUAAACACUGUUAUUUGACAGAAAAGGGAGAAUUUGUAGUUCGGCAUCGUAUAACUGAUCAGAGUAAGGAAGUUGAUCAGGCUUGGGCAGAGGUCAAAAUGGUGGAGGAAAGAAAGGAUAGUAAAGAUGUUUGGAAAAUGGAUAAAAAGACUUUGGACAAAGAAACAAGAAGUGUCUUGCAACAUUUUCGCCUGAGUGCUGAAUAUUUUAAAGAGAAAUAUGUCUACAAAUAUAAUCAAGAUGGCAAAGAACAUAGAUAUAAAAAUGAAAGCAAAAUGGAUAGAUACAGACAGCAUUGGUAUUGAUGUGAAAAUUUUUGUCUUCUCAAA